Messenger RNA from Thermothelomyces thermophilus ATCC 42464, 2264 nucleotides. RefSeq lists its product as uncharacterized. Gene Ontology annotation, molecular function: glycine-tRNA ligase activity; ATP binding. The transcript is spliced from 2 exons. Gene Ontology annotation, biological process: mitochondrial glycyl-tRNA aminoacylation. Gene Ontology annotation, cellular component: mitochondrion; cytoplasm. The coding region runs from base 141 to 2138 and encodes 665 amino acids. Lineage: Eukaryota; Fungi; Ascomycota; Sordariomycetes; Sordariales; Chaetomiaceae. The record is from RefSeq and is a predicted model, not a curated record.
CGCUCAACCUGCACAAAGUUGCGGCACCGAGGGUCUUCGGCUUCCCCAUCCGCAGGUUUACUACAGCUUUUGCUCCCUCUGCCCCGCGCUCGUACGCUUUCCAGAAGUAUACGCCUAGCAAAAAGAGAAAGCAGCCCACCAUGACCACGACAGUCACGACCCUCAAGGGCCAGCCCCUCGACAAGGCGGCCCUCGAGUCUCUUCUGCGCCGGCGCAUGUUCUACACCCCUUCUUUCGAAAUUUACGGUGGUGUCUCUGGCCUCUACGACUAUGGUCCGCCGGGCUGCGCGCUGCAGGCCAACGUUAUCGACAUCUGGCGCAAGCAUUUCAUUCUCGAGGAGGACAUGCUCGAGGUCGACUGCACCGCGCUCACCCCCCACGACGUCCUCAAAACCAGCGGCCACGUCGACAAGUUUGCGGACUGGAUGUGCAAGGACCCCAAGAACGGCGAGAUUCUCCGUGCCGAUCACUUUGUGGAGGAUGUCCUCGAAGCGCGGCUCAAGGGCGACAAGGAGGCACGUGGCCAAAAGGUGGAAGAGAAGGAGGAGGACCCCAAGAAGAAGAAGAAGAAGUCCAAGGGUCACGAGGCGGUCAAGCUGGACGACGCGGUGGUCAAGGAAUACGAGGAGGUGCUGGCGCAGAUUGACAACUACAAUGGUGAGCAGCUGGGCGAGCUCAUCAAGAAGUAUGACCUCAGGAAUCCCUCCACUGGCGAGCAACCCAGCCCUCCGGUUGCGUUCAACCUGAUGUUCCAGACGUCAAUUGGCCCCAGCAGCAACACCCCCGGCUAUCUGCGGCCGGAAACCGCUCAGGGCCAGUUUCUGAACUUUGCCAAGCUCCUCGAGUUCAACACCGGCCAGAUGCCCUUCGCCUCCGCCUCCAUCGGCAAGUCCUACCGGAAUGAGAUUUCUCCCAGGGCUGGCCUGCUCCGCGUUCGCGAGUUCCUCAUGGCUGAGAUUGAGCACUUUGUCGACCCCGAGAGCCACAAGAAGCACCAUCGGUUCCACGAGGUUGAAGACAUUGAGCUCGACUUCCUUGACCGCCAAACCCAGCUGUCGGGCAAGACCACGACUACAAGAACGACCAUUGGGGAAGCCGUCAAGAGUGGCAUGGUUGACAACGAGACCCUGGGUUACUUCCUCGCUCGCAUCCAUCUGUUCCUCAAGAAGAUUGGCAUCGACCAGACAAAGAUCCGCUUCAGGCAACACAUGGCCAACGAGAUGGCCCACUACGCCUGCGACUGCUGGGAUGCCGAACUUCUCACCUCGAGUGGUUGGGUGGAGUGCGUUGGCUGUGCCGACCGUAGUGCCUACGACUUGACCGUCCAUGCUAAGAAGACCGGUGCCCCGCUUAUUGUGCGGCAGCGGCUCGACGAGCCCAAGGUCAUUGAGGAAUGGGAGGUUGAGAUUGAAAAGAAGAAGUUUGGCCCCUUCUUCAAGAAGGAUGGCAAGACGAUUGAGGCCGCCAUUCUGGCUACCACGCAGGAGGAGCGCGGCAAGCUCGCCAAGGAGCUGGAAGAGACCGGCAAGGCGACCAUCAAUGUGCCGAGCAUCGGCGAUGGCAAGGUUGAGGUCAGCAAGGACUUGCUGGCCAUCAAGUGGCAGAAGCGGGUCGAGAAUAUCCGGGAGUACACGCCUAACGUCAUCGAGCCGUCGUUCGGCAUCGGCCGGAUAUUGUACGCCCUGAUGGAGCACAACUACUGGACCCGAGCAAGCGAGGGUGGCGAUGAGGCGCGUGGUGUACUUUCUUUCCCUCCCGCCGUCGCGCCGACGAAGGUCUUGAUCGUGCCUCUGUCUUCUCACAAGGAUUUCACGCCUACUGUGCGCAAGCUGUCGCAGAAGCUUAGGUCUGCCGGUAUCUCGAGUCGCGUCGACGACUCGUCAGCCAGCAUCGGCAAGCGGUACAGCAGAAACGACGAGCUGGGCACCCCGUUCGGCAUCACCGUCGAUUUCCAGACCGUCAAGGAUGGCACCGUUACUCUCAGAGAGCGUGACAGCACGCGGCAGGUGCGCGCCGACGAGGGCAAGAUCAUCGACGCCAUCAAGGCUCUGGUCGAGGGUACCAAGACGUGGCAGGACAUCGAGUCCGAGCUGCCCAUCUUCGAGGGCCAACAGGAAGUUGAGGUCACCGUUCGUUGAAGCCAGCAGCGUUAGAGCUGAUUUGAGAGGUGAUGUGGCUUUGUUAGUCAGUGCGAGCGCGCAUUUGCCAAGACUACAUUGUGUAUACCGCAAUAGAGAUCCCUCGAGACGGUGUGUGGACGACGA